Molecule: messenger RNA, 1411 nt
Organism: Brienomyrus brachyistius
Lineage: Eukaryota; Metazoa; Chordata; Actinopteri; Osteoglossiformes; Mormyridae
Product: calpastatin-like
Exons: 7
Coding region: 126-971 (281 amino acids)
Cellular component (GO): cytoplasm
Molecular function (GO): calcium-dependent cysteine-type endopeptidase inhibitor activity
Source: RefSeq, a predicted model, not a curated record
CUGUCCUCUUAAUUUCGCGCUAAUGAUGAAAUGACUGGAUUUCCUCCAGUCAUUUCGUAGGUUACCGGACUGGCGGAUUUCGAUUGUCAUCUUAAUACCAAACACAGUCCGUGAGUGCUGCUGCGAUGGCCUACGCAAAAUACUGGAUGUCCUUUGAUACGAGACAGGUGCCGACAGAGAGCCAGGGGACGAGCUGGGCGCCGAACAGGGGUGAGGGGACGAGCUGGGCGCCGGCGAGGGGCCAGAGGAUGAGCUGGGCACCGGCGAGGGGCCAGGGGAUGAGCAGGGAGCCGGCGAGGGGCCAGGGGACGAGCUGGGACCCGGCGAGGGGCCAGGGGACGAGCUGGGAGCCGGCGAGGGGCCAGAGGAGGAGCUGGGAGCCGGCCAGGGGCCAGGGGACGAGCUGGGAGCCGGCGAGGGGCCAGGGGACGAGCUGGGAGCCGGCGAGGGGCCAGGGGAUGAGCUGGGCGCCAGCGAGGGGCCAGGAGAGGGGACUGUGGACAUCCUCGGCUUCUAUGGUGAAAAAGCAAACCCAGAACACAGCGCGCUGUGGCACCAGAAGGUACCCAGCGGAUGUUGUGUUUGUUGAAGGCAUCAUAAAAGCCGAGACAAGACCGCGAUUGGGUGAGAGAGACGACACCCUGCCUCCACAUUACAGGUCUCUAAAGGAGCCGGUACCUGUUGCACCAGUUCUCAUGGAAAACACGAGUCAUUCGAAGCCCAUGUUUGCCGAUUUCUCAAACACCCUGCAUGUUUCAAAGCCAGUGCCAAUGGUUCAAUCUGCAGCUGUUGCUGAGGAAGGCAUCAUAAAAGCCGAGACAAGACCGCGAUUGGGUGAGAGGGACGACACCCUGCCUCCACAUUACAGGACUCUAAAGGAUCCGGUACCUGUUGCACCAGUCCUCAUGGAAAACACGGUCAAGUCAACUGGAAACAAUAUAAGGUCACAUCUGUAUGACAGCAGUGGUUAAGUAUGGAGGGUUACAGUGGAAUUGAACAUGAAUAUUUUCAGCUAUCUUCCUUCACUGGACUUUGCGACAAAUCUGGACAUACUGACUGGAGACUUUAUGCUUCCUCAGUUACUUCUGAUAUCACUCCCUCAAAUUGUAACACUGGGUUGAUUGAUUGAUUGAGUGAUUGAUUGAGCGAUUGAUUGAUUGACUAACCUAAUAUUAGCUCUCUUUGUAAGCCUCAUGGCAUCUAUCUUCCUAAUGAUUGACAGUGGACCAAGCAUCAAGGAGUUGGUCCAAAUACAGUAAUACAUACAAUAUCCCUUUUAACCAAAACACAUGCAAGCAUCUUUGGAAUACCAAUAUAUCUAUCUUUAGAAAUUUGUUCUUGUAACUAACUAUAAACAUAAUCUGGUUGUAGGCAUGAAGAUUAAUAGACUAAUAAAUGAAUUGGGGUAUAA